GUGAACUGAGAAUUCAUUUUUCCAUACUACAUCUCUUAGUAAAAGGAAAAGUCACAACUUUUAUUAAUAGGUAUAAACAAAGAAACAUUACAUUACAAAUCAUUAGCAUAUGAUACUAUUUACCAAUUUAGUAAUAAAAAAAGAGCUGAAGAAGAUAUGACAACUAUUGACUUAUAUAAAAAAAAAAUUGAGCAAUUAAAAGAAAAUACCGUAGAUGUACAAGAAAGUGAAUUAGAAAAUCUUAAUAAUGAAGAUUAUAUUAACAGCGCUAAUGCAAAUAUAAAUAGAAUAAAAAUACUAGAACAAGAAGAUAAUACAACAAAUGAAAUAAUAUCCAAUAUUACAUCAGAAAAUAAUGUUGAUCAUAUAAAAACAAACACUGAACAAAAGUUGAAAGAAGUUAAAAAAGAAAAAAGUAGCAUAAAUUAUGCAUUAAAUGAGAUUAAUAUGGAGAAAAUUUUAGUAUCAACAAAAUUUAGUAGUAUUAUCGAAUGUAUAAAAAAAAAUACGAAAAAAGCUGAACAAGAAAAAGAAAAAGUAAAAGAACAAUAUAGAGAAUCAGAAAAUAAGACAAAAACAAUAUUAAAUGAUUCUAAAAAAGCAGAAUUAAAAGAUUUACUAAGAAGCAAUUUAGAUCAAAAUUCUAUGGGUAGGAACAUAGUUGAUAUUAGAAUAAUUAAAUAUUGUAUUGAAACUAAUACAUAGGAAAUAAAGGAUAUUUCAACAGUAAUGAACAACAUAAAGAAUCUUCCGAACUAUACCCACCAUAAUAAAAAUGGGAAAGAUUAAAAAGACUAUUUAAAAAAUCAUGAUCAUCAUGAAGAAAACAAAAUAACAAAAGAUGUAAAAAAAAAGAUAAGUAAUUAUGUAGAUAAAUCUGAAUGUUACUUUAAUGAAGAAAAGACUCUAGGAAUUAUAAAUAAUUAUGAAUGAUCUUUACAAUAUAAACAAAAUAUGAGUGAUAUUUUUAACUAAUCUUUAUGUGUAGGUAUAAAAAUAAAGAUUGAAAUGAAAAAAAAUGAUAUAAAUGAUGUAAUUGCAAAAAUUCUAGACGAUUAUUACCAUAUUCAAAAAAUUAUAAAAUAACUAAAGAAAGAUUAAAUAGACUGAAAGAAGAUAAAAUUAUAAAUGAUAGAGGAGACGAAUAAUGAAAAAUCUAAAGAUGGAUUUUCUCGAAUACAAAUUACAAGAACAAAUAUUACUGAUGUUUUCUUCGAAAUAUAAAUGAUAAAAAGUAGAAUUUUUGAUAUUUUUAAUUUUUCUGAAAGUGCUGCAAAGUCGUUUUCAAUAGAAAAUGAAAAAAAUGAGGUAGAUUUAUUGAGUAAAUCGAGAAUAGAACAAAACAAUUUAGAAAAUAUUUCUGAAAUUUUAAAAAAUAUUGAAAAUUUAAGAAGUGAAAAAGAAGGAUUAAAAACAAUGAAUACUAAAGUUAGCAAUGUAGAAAGUGAAAUUAAAAAAAAAAUAUAUGAAGAAGGAAUAUUGAAAGAGAUAAAAAGAGUAGCUGGUGAAGGGGAAAAAAGUGUUAUAUCCAUAAAAAAAUCAAUAAAUUUAGCUAUAAAAGCUUCUAUCUCAUUUUUUAAGAAUUCUUUAUUAAAAAAAAAUGAUAUUACAAAAAAGUAUGAGGUUUAUAAAGGUAAAAUGAAUGAUAUAUGUUGUGCAUUUAAUAAAUCAUAUAAUGUAAUAAAAGUUUUUUUAAUAAAUGCUUUAGAAUCCUACACAACUUAUGAAAAAGCAAAAGAAAAAAAAAAACUCAUUGAAAAAAAGGAGGAAAUGAAAAAAUUGUUAGACAAUAUUAAAGAUAUUAAUAAAAAUGAGACUAUACAAUUAGCAUCUUAUAUAAAGGAAGAGUUAAGGAAAAUAAUUGAGAAAUGCAAACAGGAGUACUUAUAUGUUAAAACGAAUCCGGAUAAUAUUAAAGGAAACUAUGAGAAUAUUAAAAAUAUAGAUUAUCCAGUUAUUGCACUGAAUGAACUAAAUAAAGUAUGAAAUAAAGGUAAUGAAAUUAAAAAAAGAAAAAAUAAAUACUAUUUCUACAAAAAUGAAGCGAGUAUAAUUUUCUGUGAGAUAGUUGAAGAGGCAAAUUAUAGAAAUGAAGUAGCAAAAAAGGGGUCAAUACUUUAUGAAGUUAUGAAUGGAGCAGAAGAUAUUAUUAAAAACAUACGAAUAUUUUUAGAUGACAUAAAUAAAAAAGAAAAAGAAAGUGAACUUUUUGUUAUUAAAGUUGGUGUAAUUUAUGAACAAAUAAAAUUCAAGGAUGAGUUAAAGAAAAGAAUUAAAGAAGAAAAUAAUAAAGCAGACGAUAUUUUAUCUAAAAUAUGAGAUACACUCAAGAGUUAUAUAAUAAUAAAGAUAAAUAUUGAUAUCAAAAAAUAUAAUGAAAUUUAAUAAACCACGAAGCAUAAAGAUUUUAAAGAGAUAAUGAAUUUAUAUAAUGAAAAAUUAAAGUAAAAGAAAAACAAGUCAAAAAUAAACACAAUAAAAAAUUAACUUGAUAGAAGAAAAAGUUCUUUAAAUAAUUUAUAGAAAGUUAUAGAUAAAUUACAAAAUGGUGAAUCUGCCAUUACAAUACCAGAGAAAGCAAAGUAUGAUAUUGAUAUAAUUAUGAAUAAAUUAAAUUAUAAACAUAAAAUUGUUUUAGAAAUUAAUACCUAUUUUGAUGAAUUACUACAAUUGGGAAAAAAUCAUAAAUUAUCUUUAAUGUUCUUAAUCAUCACAACUAUUAAUGUUGAGUCGUCAAAAAAUAUAUUAGUUACUCAUAAAAAAAAAAAAAGGCAUUAUUCAUAUGUAGAAUACAUAAAAAGUAGAUAUGAUGCAAUAACUAGAUAUAUUAAUACAUUAGACAAAGAAUAUGAUUGAAAUAUCAUAAGGGACUAUGAAUCGGAAUAUGUUGAAAAUGCAAAGAACUAUUGGGAGGAAUUUAAAGAAAAAGAACAAAACAGAAUGGUGGCUAAUAAAAAAAUAUUAUUACCUUAUGUGAUAUAAGAUUAACUUACUAGUUAGGGAAAUAGAAGUCAGUCAUGCAUUAACGCUAGUUAUAAAAAAAAAAAUAUAUAUAUAUAUAGCUAUAUUUUGUUUAGUUUAUUUUAUUUUGAUACAUCUUUGUAAUUUAAAAUAUAUAUAUAUUAUAUAUAUAGUUAUAUUUUUUUUGGAAGUUGACGUUUUGAGUUGAAAGAUUAUUAAUUUUUAAUUGAAAGAUAAAAAUUAAUAUAUUAAAAGCAAAAUGUUUAUGUCAUAUUCGAUUUAUGUUCUUGAAAUAACAUUGAAUAAUUUAGAAUUUAAUUAAGUUAUUUGUUAUAACUUAAUUUUUUGUGUGUUUUUAAUUAAAAGAAUAUGCUUAUUCUUUGUAAUAAGAAUGAAUUUGUAAAAAUAAAAUAUGUCUGUUAGGCAUUAUAUAAUUACUUAAUUCAAAUUAAUUGUUGUAUAUUAUAAAUAUUACUAAAUAUGAUAAAAAUUAAGUAUUUAUACAAAAAAUCAGAAUAUUUAAUUACAUGCUCUUUAUUAAUUUGUUUAUUUAAUACCCCAUAAAAGCCAUUAAACUGUCAAUUAAUAAAUAAAAUGGGGAUAAUUAAUGAUAUAAAAAAAGAAAUUUCAGAAAUCAGUGAAAACAAUAAUGGUGAUGAUACAUAUGAGAGAUUACAGAAUUUAAAAGAUCUUCGUGAACAAUUCAAAAAAGAAACAAAACAUAUAAAUAAUAUUUACAAAAAUAUAAGAAAUAUUAAAUUAAAAGAAAUGAAAAAUACUUCUAAAAAAUUUAUUGAAAUGGUAGAAUAUCAUAAGAAUACUAUAAAUAACCAAAAGAAAAUUACUAGGUAACAAUCAGCAUCUAAAAGAAAUUGAAGAUUAUUUAAUAAAAAUAUAACAAGAAUUAUUUCAUAAGUAUAUGAUGAAAAAAAGCUUAUUCAAAAAUUCAAUAAAAUUUUCGAAGAUAUUAUUUCUUCAGUCAAAAAAAUAAAUAUGUUAGAAAAUGGCAAUAAUAAUGAAAAAAAUAAAACAUUCAUAUAUACAGGAAAAAUUUAAUAUUUAACAGAAAGAGAAAAAUAUAUUUUAAAAUAUUUGGAAUUGUAUCAGUAUGAGAAUGGUUGUGAUUUAUCAGAAAAAGAAAACAAGGACCUCCUAGACAAUUUAAUUGAAUAUAAAGAAAUAAUUAAGGGAAGAAAUAAUGAAUCAAAAAAAGAAUUAAUGGGUAUAUUAAAUAAUUUAGAGUGACAUAAAGAAAUUGUAUUUGCCAAUGAGAAAAUAAUUCUAUUCAUGAUAUUCAAAAAAUUUAACAAAAUAAAAUAAAAUUUUGAAAAAGAAUCAUUUAUAAUGGAAAAGAAUAAUCAAAUAAAAAAUUGUUUAAAUGAAGAUAAAAUAAAUAAAUUAAGCUAUAAAAUUAUGUUAAAUAAUAAUAAUAUUGAUAAUAAUUCUCAGUAUGAAAAAGAAAAUCAAGAAUCAAAAAGAAAAAAUAAAUCUAAUAAUACAAAACUAAAAUUAGCGGGUGUAUUAGGUAGCUUGCUAAUGUUGCCAUAUGUAUUUUUUUUUAUUUUAUAUAAAAAAAAAAAACAAGAUCACAUUGAAAUAACUAAAAUUUUUUAUGAAUUUGUAAAUGAAAAUACUUUAUUGAUUAAGGAAGAAGCUAUUGAUGUAAUCUUUUU
Messenger RNA from Plasmodium relictum, 4634 nucleotides. NCBI's taxonomy places the organism in Eukaryota, Apicomplexa, Aconoidasida, Haemosporida, Plasmodiidae. The record is from the annotation of a RefSeq genome assembly.